This is a messenger RNA of Plasmopara halstedii, 321 nucleotides long. RefSeq lists its product as uncharacterized. NCBI's taxonomy places the organism in Eukaryota, Oomycota, Peronosporomycetes, Peronosporales, Peronosporaceae. The coding region runs from base 1 to 321 and encodes 106 amino acids. The record is from RefSeq and is a predicted model, not a curated record. The transcript is spliced from 2 exons.
AUGGUAAGUGCAUGGCGAGAGCAAUGUGAUUCUUCUGUGUUGCGUGACCGCACCAAAACCCUCUUGACUACACUUUGUGGUCGAAAGACUUCUGCAACGCGCUGUACGGCGACUCCAAGUGAUUUGAGCCCAAGGGCGCAGGUGACGACUAGCUCAUACUUAGACCCUGCGCUUUUUGUCUUAGCCUCACAAUACGGCCACUGGCAUCUUCCGAAGUGCAUCCUGGAUUAUCCGGAUGUUGUGGAUGCCAUUCGUGGCGAAGCUCAGCAAGUUCUCAAGGAUCUCAGUGCUGCAUUUAACCCGGCAAAGUCUGGGAACUGA